UGCCGACGAACGACGACAGAUUGCAGGUGGAUUCCCAACAGUGCAAGUGUCUCUACGUGCGAAGUUGUGCGCACGAAUGAACCUGUCAACAUUCUACGGAAGAAUCUUACUCAUAUACGAGUACAUCCCCAAAAAUAACUCAUAUCUUCAACCUUUAUACGUCCACAUUAUAUCUUCCAAUGGCUACGAUAGAGGAAAGAUUUUGUCGUGAUGAUGGUGACUGUUCCGAUAAACAAUACUGCUAUCAUGUAUCGGAACGGUGCGUUGAUUAUACCCAAUGUAAUAGGUAUAAUAGACUAGAAAAUUAUGAAAAAAAAUCACGAGAUCCCUCUCAAUGCGGCCCCUGCCUGACUGGCUACGUCGCCGAAAAACUUGGUACAGGAGAAAUGGCAUUAUUUUGUAGAAAAACUAACGCUCAACAAGAUAUACCCGUAGUAAAACUGGACAACACUAUGAUUAUCUAUUCAGUAAUGGGAACAUUCCUAUUUGGUAUAAUAGCUGUUCUUGGUAUAUUACUGUUCAAAAGACGAAGAUCAAAACGGCAAAGAAAUAUGGUAAAACCGCGCGAUGAACUUGGCGUGAUGGAACCCACUGCCCCGCCAUUGGAAAAUAGCCCUUUCAUUAGAUGCAAAGAAGGGUCAUCUCCUGUACCAUUCAACAAUAAUAAAAUUUUGAAGGAUAAAAAUGAUCUUGUGCGUGCAGUAGGUUUCAUACCUCCAAGUUGGGUUCGUACGAAUUCUAAUUAUGAAUAUGAUAUGAGUAAUGACAACAUAGAUGCAAUAGGACAACAACAUCCUGUGUCUGAACCAACCGAUAAUCGAUCUAAUAAUUUGAUGCCAGAGCAACUAGCACAUGAAGUUACAAAUGGAAAUUUAGCAGGAUAUGAAAUCGAACAAGCGGAUAAUAGUUUGAACACAAUUUUAGUUCAAGCAAAUAAUCCUUCUUCAUCUAACGACUCGACUCAAGAAAAUAAUAAUAACAAUAAUAAUAAUGGUUCAACAUCAGAAUCAAGUAAUACUCAAAAUAAUAGAGAAAAUAUACGGAUAUCAAACAUUUUGAUUUCUCAAAAAAUAUCUAUGAACGUGAAUCUAUUGAAUGACGAUUGUUGAUCUCAAAAAAUUGUGAUUAAAUAUGUUAAGCAAGUGCCUUUUACGAAUGAAGUGACAUAAUAUCUUGACGUUAAAAAUUAGAUAAAUGAUAAAAGAUUACAUUUUAAUAUGCAAACGUAUAUGUAAAACUUAUCUUGUUAUAUAUUCAUUAUAUGGGCCAUAAUAUUUCAGUGAUACGUAGUUCACACUUGAGAAAACGAUAAUUGAAUUUUAAGAUUAUCAGUUAAAAGAAGGUCAGUUCUAGUCAACACAUAGCUAACUACUAAAAUUUGUUAUUUAAUUACAUAUAUUAUAUCGAAAAUUAUAAUUUUAUCUCUGUUCUUUAAACAUAAUUCAAAAUGCUUACUAAGCAAAAUUUCGCUUUUUUUCUAUCUGAACUUAAAAUGAGUUUACAUUCUUCACAUAAUAUGAAUCACAUCAACAUUAUGGCCACUAGUAUUUUAUCUUUCUUUCUCUUUUGUUACUUUUGUAAGAUGCACACUUUCAAUUUUAUUGAUUUACAAUUUAAUAGUAAGAUUUAACUUUUAAAUUCAGUAGACAAAAACGUUUGAAACAAAGCAAAUGAAUAAACAUUAUUUAUGAUUAUAAAUUAUUCCAAUUUGAUGUUGAUCACUACUUAAGAACGUUUUGUAUGUAUAUUUUUAAAUAUUAUAUAAUGGAUUCUUGAUAUUUUCUUAUAAUAACAUGCAAGAACGUUGAGAUUUUUUACUUACUUUUAUAAUUAAUAUGCAUGAUAAUUAUAUAACAAUAAACUAUUUUGACAUUUAUAAACUGCUCAAUAUCUUGCGACACAUAAUGGACGCAAAUGUUAGACAAAAAAGUACUAAGUUCGUAAAUAAUUUUUGUCAACCUACAGUAUUUAUAAUGUAUUAAUGUUUCGAGAAAUUAUAUUUGAGUAAUAAUCUAAAAAGAAAUUCUUUAUGUGAUUUAGAUGUAACUGAUUUUUAAAAAAACAAAAUUUCUUUGAGACAAAAAUGUCUAUGAACAUAUUAUGUUUCAAGAACAUAAUACACAUUAUACAUUUAGACAAUAUAGAUGUUAUUAAAAUAUUAUGUAAAGUACAAUAUAAUGAUACCUAUAUAAUUAGGUAUCCCUACAUUGUACUUUAUUUUACAUGAUAUUUUCUUUUUAUGUGCCAUUAUAAGUUACAAUAUCAUAAAUGAACUACAUCUGAAUCCUAAAUAUAAUCACUAAUGUUUAGUACACUUUUAUUAUAGUAAGACAUUUAUUGUUAUAAAUGACUAGCAUAUAUGUCAUUAAAUGAAGAUUUGAUGUAAAAA
Molecule: messenger RNA, 2389 nt
Organism: Bombus pyrosoma
Lineage: Eukaryota; Metazoa; Arthropoda; Insecta; Hymenoptera; Apidae
Product: probable WRKY transcription factor protein 1
Exons: 7
Coding region: 180-1109 (309 amino acids)
Source: RefSeq, a predicted model, not a curated record